CCUGGAGAACCAUGGCAAUCAUUUUUCGUCGUCACCCCGCAGAUGAAUGUGGCUUUGGGCAGGUGCAGCUUCGAUUUCGGAAACAUACCCACCUGUCUCAAGAGAUGAACGUAUCGAAGAAAUGCUGUUCCAUGAACAUAUAACUCCUCUUUGCCUCUGGAGUUUCACUAUUAUGAUCAGACCAAAUCAGGUUUCAAUAUCGAGAUACAAGAUUACAAGCAACAUUUGGACUUUCGUCUACCAGCACCACACGGCUUCGACUAUCAAUUCGACGCAUCCAAGCUCCUAUCGCUGCCAUGGCAUACUCAGGCAAAGCCGAAUUGGCCACCAUUGAAAACAUCCACGAUCACGAUGAUCGAAAAGAGAUCCCAAUAAUAUCCAAUCUGCCCCUUUCUCUACAGAACAAAAGUCCAGAGCAGCUGGCCACAUUCAAGAAAGCGAUGGUCAGAAAGAUUGACAUGCGCUUGAUGCCUAUGUUGAUCAUUUUGUUCCUCCUCAAUAUCCUUGACCGCAACAACUUCACAAACGCCCGUCUUGGCGGUCUCGAAGACGACAUCGGACUUACUGAUCAUCAAUACAACACUGCUCUCAUGAUCAUGUACGUCGGGUACUUGCUGUUCCAGUUUCCCAGCAAUGUCAUCCUAUCACGGUUCCCACGACCGGGAAUUUAUCUUGGUGUGGCUGCUGUGGUAUGGGGAACAGUCUCGGCCUGCAUGGCUGCUGUCCAUUCCUACGGCAGUGUAAUCGCUAUUCGCUUCUUUCUAGGCUUUGCUGAAGCCCCGUUCUUUCCUGGCGCUCUCUUGAUGCUCACAUCUUGGUACGUUCGGUCUGAGCUACCUUUUCGGAUCGCCAUCCUUUAUGCAGGAAACACGCUGUCGAACUGUUUUGGUGGACUCAUUGCUGCUGGUGUCUUGGGAGGCAUGGAAGGCGUGCUAGGACUUCGAGCAUGGAGAUGGCUCUUCAUACUAGAAGGAUGCGUUACGGUUGUAGUUGCAUUGAUUGCAGUGCUUAUUCUUCCUAAUUACCCCAAAAAGGCGAAAUGGCUCACUGAUGAGGAGCGCGAAUAUGCCAUCUGGAGAAUAGCUGACGAAGCUGCUGGUCAAGAAGACGGCGAAGAUGGAGAGUCGAUCUGGGUUGGUGCUAUCCAAGCACUCAAGGACCCUAAAGUGUACAUGUUGAUCCUAUUACAAUUCUCUCUGCUCGUGGGCAUGGCAUAUACGUACUUUUUCCCUUCAAUCGUCAGCACACUCGGAUACAACAAGGUCACCACUCUCUUACUCACAGCGCCCCCUUAUGCACUAGCUUUCUUCACGUCACUCGGCAAUUCUCUACACUCUGGGAAAACAAACGAACGAGCUUUCCACAUCGCCUUGCCGCUCUCCAUAUCCAUGCUGGGUAAUAUACUUUGCAUCACGCUGACGCACACUGCUGGACGCUAUGCCAGCAUGUUCUUGAUGACAAUGGGCGUGUAUUCCGCAUUUAACGUUACUCUUUCCUGGGUUUCAAGCACGAUCCCAAGACCAAAGUCGAAACGAGCCGCUGCGCUUGCCAUGGUCAAUUCCCUCGCCAAUUGCACUCACCUCUUCACCAGUUACCUGUAUCCAAAUUCCGCAAAGCCCCGCUAUAUCACUGCUGGUAUCACGCUUUCGCUCUUCUGUGGUCUUUGUGCCGCAACGGCGAUGGUACUCCGCUUCUGGCUACGAUAUGAAAAUCGCAAGAUGGACAAGGCGGAGGCGGUUAGGACUGGUGAUGAGGAAAUUGUCGGUGGUAGAGAAAAGGGAUUUAGGUAUUUGUUGUAAUGGGAUGGUCCAGGUUCAGUGGAGCUUAAAAUCUGGACAAUGAGCUCCAGUUCUCACAGUAUCCGUAGUACUUUCAAGGGAAUUUGUUGAAAAGGCGAACACUUUGCCAGGUACCAUUGUGACAUAUGUCGUCCGGAAAAUCUCGAAUAAGAAGGUGGUGAAGAAAGUCAACAUAAACUAUCCGUAUAUUCAUUCAGG
Cadophora gregata is the source of this 1997-nucleotide messenger RNA. RefSeq lists its product as uncharacterized. Gene Ontology annotation, molecular function: transmembrane transporter activity. Gene Ontology annotation, cellular component: membrane. The transcript is spliced from 7 exons. The coding region runs from base 297 to 1799 and encodes 500 amino acids. Gene Ontology annotation, biological process: transmembrane transport. Lineage: Eukaryota; Fungi; Ascomycota; Leotiomycetes; Helotiales; Ploettnerulaceae. The record is from RefSeq and is a predicted model, not a curated record.